Molecule: messenger RNA, 830 nt
Organism: Ciona intestinalis (vase tunicate)
Lineage: Eukaryota; Metazoa; Chordata; Ascidiacea; Phlebobranchia; Cionidae
Product: rho GDP-dissociation inhibitor 1-like
Biological process (GO): Rho protein signal transduction
Cellular component (GO): cytoplasm; cytosol; membrane
Molecular function (GO): protein binding; Rho GDP-dissociation inhibitor activity
Source: RefSeq, a predicted model, not a curated record
CAAUAUUUUGAGUAGUUUCACGAAGUUAGUAUAAUAAUGGCUGAAGCUGAUGACGUUCCAGUGGAAGAGAUCCAGAAGUUGGCGAUCGAUUCGGCAGAAGGGGUCGACACGGGUUAUAAGGCCCCGGCCAAAGUUGAUUUAACAACAAUUCAAAGUUUGGACGCAGAUGACGAAAGUUUGGUGAAAUAUAAACAAAACUUGCUCGGGCAAACCGAAGGUUGCCUGGAUGAGGGGGGUAACAAUGUACUUGUGAAGAAAUUUACGAUUGAAAUCACCGGGAAAGAUCCAAUCGACAUCGAUUUAACAGGUGAUUUAUCAAAAUUAAAGAAAACUCCGCUGAAAAUUCCAGAGGGUUCGAUGUACAGAGUGAAAAUCACAUUCAGAGUACAAAGGGACAUUGUUUCUGGGUUGAGGUUUUUCAGCAAUGUGAUUAGGAAGGGAAUUAAAGUCGACAAGAAUAGUUACAUGGUUGGUAGUUAUGGUCCGAAGACGGAAGAACAAAUAUAUCAAUCCCCGAUGGAGGAAGCUCCUUCUGGUAUGUUGGCACGAGGUCAAUACAAAGCUCAAUGCAAGUUCACUGAUGAUGAUAAAAACACUAUAUUAGAAUGGGAGUGGUUCUUUGAGAUUGUUAAAAAGUGAUGACAAUAUUGUUUAUAUUCCUGUAACCAAGAUGGCAGAUUGUUGGGACGUUCGCACUUAAACGUAAUUAACCAUUGUGAUGUCACAAGUCAACAAUAUCAUCAUAAUGCUUAUUAUCACAAACCAAACUUUUAACAAUGUACGACAACAAUUGUAAUUGUGACGCUUAGAAAUAAACAAAUGAAACUUAA